AUGUGGAGGAUACCCCAUCUAUUUCAUUGCAUAGAAGCAAAGAAGUACUGCUGGUAUAUUGAAGGAGGAUACCCCAUCUAUUUCAUAUGUCGCUCGUAUGAGGAUUGUUGUGGGACUCGCUGCUGCAUCCGAGCGCUUUCCAUCCAGAGACUCUGGUACUUCUGGCUGCUGCUGAUGAUGGCUGUGCUGUUCUGCUGCGGCGCUGGCUUCUUCAUUCGCCGGAGGAUGUAUGCGUCUGCGCUCAGCGAGGAGCCUGCCUUCAACGUGUCCUUCACCAGACACCCGGUCAGCUCGCCAGUCUCUCAGCAAGCGGGCAUGCAAGGCUACGGUGACCCCUGCGGCGCCAUGACAACGACCCUGACCCCUGCAUACCCGGGUCAGCCGGCUCCAUCACACAUGCUGAGCUCGUACCCUCCGCCGCCCUCCUACUGCAAUCAUCCACCUCCCUCCUACGAGCAGGUCUUCAAGAACACAGAGAAGAAGAACCACAGCCAGUCCUCACAAUGAGAGACCAUCGUCUCCAGGAUCUCUCCUUUUUAUUUGCUUGAUUUCAGGACGCCUCUUUCUUGCCUGUUCCCAGUCUGUUGUUUUAUCGUUUGACAGGCGCACUACGGAGGAGCCAACAGGAGAACAAACGUCUUGAUGGAUGCACAGUUUCAAACAGACUUCUCUAGCUGAGAGAGCUUUGAAGCGCUGUCAGGACGUGAAGCAUUGAAGAUACUGAGAGUUUCCCCUUUCUUUGAAAAGUGGCUCAUCGGCUGAAGUGGACCUCGACAAGGUGGAAAGAACCCAUUGACCUUCUGGAGAACAGGAUGAGAUGCCGUGGAGAAUACAUCUAUCACCCGUCCAUCAGAAUCCUAACGGCAGGGAGUUACGUACUGUAGAUAGUGCUUCUUAUCUCCGAUCAUGCGUUUUAUCGUAUUACAGUAUCAUGCGAUAAUGAUGACGGGUCACAGUACUCAUGGCACCUGAGCCUCCCAAACACCACUGAAUCAAAAUUAAAAAGCUAAGUGUGACUUUUAUCUCGCAGUUCUGACUUUUAUGUGACUUCAAGAAACUCACAAUUGUAAGAAAACAAUAUUUGAAUUGUCUUUUUUUUUCUUAGAAUUGAAAUGUAUAACUUGACUGUUUAUCGAACAAUUCUUAGAAAAAAAUUCGGAAUAAUAAAAAGGUAACUGUGACUUAAAUCUCAUAAUUCUAACUUCUAGCAAUCGUGAGUUUACAUCUUGUAUUUCUGUCUUUACAAUUGCUAGUUUAUAUGCCACAGUUCUGUCUUAACUCAGUUUAUACCACAAAAUUCAAAGAAAAAGUCUUAAUCGCAAGUCAGAACUGUGAGAUAAAAAGUUGCAUUUUUAUUUUUUAUUCAGUGGUGGAAACGCCUUUCAUACAAACAGGAAAUUGUCCUUUUGUUCCCAUCCCAAAUGGGUCAGGAAUCUCUUCUGUGGGUAUUCAUUUGAAAUAGAUGAUGAACUCAUGGAGCGAGUCUGUUGAAGCCAGCGAUAGGAAGGUUUAUUCACAUCUUGUACACUUCAUUACACCCAUAGUGCCCUGUUUUUGUGGAUGGGUCGGAAAAUUGCAAAAGCUUGUUUUGGCUUACAUGUCUUGUUUUGUUGGAGUUCACCCCCGAUAAUGGCCCUCUGUGCAAAUUAAUUAUUGAACUACAUUUACCAUUGAAACAUGUGCAUAUGAUGAGAAAUACAGCUGAGUGUUAUUUGGAGGGAGUGAUUUUAUUUCAUUUCAGGCCUCUUCAUUAGAAUAGAAAAGGAUCAAAUGUGAAGCAAAUUGUCACAUUGCAAUGCCAUCACUGGAUAAACAUAUUGCUUGCUAAACUGUUGUUUUACACUAAGAGUGCAGAAUGCAGCAAAUUAUGGAGAAAUGUGUGGGUCACAUUUAAAACCUGAAUUAAAUUAAAUUAAAAAUAAGAAAUAAUAAUUGGCAUCAAAUCAUGCAUAUUUUUAGGACCAUUAAUUAACCUUUUUUCUACACUUAUCUACACAUUAAGCACUGUAAGAAUAAUUUGGGCAAAUGUGAUGAAUUAGCAUUACAAAAAAACAAAACCAAACUUUGAAAUAUAUUAUCUUCUGUUUUUAAGAUGAAAUAUGACCUAUGUUCUUCAUAGCAUUCAUCAACAUAAUUUUUUUUAGGGAUGCAAGAUAUAUCAACCGAUAAAUGUUAAUUUACCUGUUAUCUUUAUCAAACCGAUAAGAGAAUUUGGCCGAUAUCUUUGAGCCGAUAAAUAAUGCAUUAUUUCCUUCAGACGCUUCAGAUGCGCACUAUUUGCCAUGGUCUUUAAUUGCUUGAAAUAUUAUUGUAAUCACUUUGAAAAGGAAAAUACAGUGAACUGCAACAAGUUAUACUGAGAUCAAUACCUACUGUAAAAUAAUGCUAUGGAAUGUUUGUUCACUCAUGUUUCAUCGCUUUGUUAGAGCACAUCCACAAGGUACACAUUCUGGUUAGCACGUUUAACUUGGAGUUCAUUUGUGCAUUUCUUUUUGUGCAUAUAUAAGUUCUUUAUAUUAUGUUUCUGUUGUAUAAAGAUCUGAUUUUCAUACAGUAUUAUUAGCCUGCUAACAAAGCAUUCAUUCAGCUCUUCAGCUACAGAAACACUGCUAUUUGAAACAGUGUUAUUAGUUUAAGAUACUUCUUUUUCAAACUCACUGAUAUAUUAUUAAUAAUAACCACCAUAGUUAAACCAUACGACCAUAUAAACCAUAUUGUUUUGUUUUUUUCAUCAAUACGGUUUAAUUAAAAUAUAUUCAUUGUUGUUGGUGCGAAGGUUAUUUAGUCUAAUUUAUCCAUGGCACAUGAUUUAUGUAUUGAGAUAUAUAUGAGAUAUAAAUAUAAUUUAUUUUUAGGCAAGUUAUGUUGUCCAGUGACUUGUUUGCAUUAUUAAAUUUAUUUGUAAGGCUGAUUUAUGUUAGAGUUAUGUUUAGGUGUUAAAUGCCUUUUAAUGGAUAAAAAUUCAGAUUUAUCAGCCAACAUAUCGGUUAAGUUUUCAUAUUAAAAGAAUUAUCGGUUAUUGAUAUCGGCCAAAAUUUUCAUAUCGGUGCAUCCCUACAUUUUUUUAAAAGCAAUGGUUAAGUCUAUUAAAUACGACUGAUUUAGAGAGAAUUACUAGAAUUCUAGAAGGGAACUUUCAAUGUGGUCCUGAAGUUUUUAUUUAAGCUUGCUUGAUGUUAAUUCAACAUGUGAUUUGUUUGGUACAUAUUGUGGAAAAAACUGACUUUAAAGUUACGUAUUUUGCAUAUUUGAGUCUUGAUUGAUAUAGUGAAUGCUGGCUGGUUUCUAUUCUUGAUGUCGUGAUUGAACAGAAUGUAGCUUUGGGAUCAGGACUGAACUCUCCACAGACUGGGUAUUACAGUGCAUUGAUUGCAUCAUAGCAGUCCCCAUUAUAAACUUAUUAUUGACUCGAACAUUAGCCAGCAUCAAUAGGAUUGGCUUUACCUCAAGUACAUUCAACUAAGUGUUGUUUUUGUAGUAGUGCUCACAUGGUUCAUGGUUUCUUGAAGCUGAACUAUGCAAAGACAGACUGAGUCCAUUUGCUGAAGUUAGAGUUUGUUUAACUUAAGAUCAGAUGGUGUUUUGUUUUAUUUUCAUGAACUUGUGAGCGCAGAGUGUCAAGGACAGCUGUGAAAUUGUACUGACACACCAGCAAGCAGUCGAAGUGAACCGCUCUCGAUGUCCGGAAACCAUCCACUACAAUAAUAAACUGUUUGAGACUUU
Carassius auratus (goldfish) is the source of this 3723-nucleotide messenger RNA. RefSeq names its product vesicular, overexpressed in cancer, prosurvival protein 1-like. The record is from RefSeq and is a predicted model, not a curated record. Bases 1 to 507 code for a protein of 168 amino acids. Gene Ontology annotation, cellular component: cytoplasmic vesicle membrane. The transcript has 6 exons. NCBI's taxonomy places the organism in Eukaryota, Metazoa, Chordata, Actinopteri, Cypriniformes, Cyprinidae.